Larimichthys crocea (large yellow croaker) is the source of this 1521-nucleotide messenger RNA. RefSeq names its product blue-sensitive opsin. The transcript has 7 exons. Gene Ontology annotation, cellular component: membrane. NCBI's taxonomy places the organism in Eukaryota, Metazoa, Chordata, Actinopteri, Sciaenidae. Gene Ontology annotation, biological process: phototransduction; visual perception; G protein-coupled receptor signaling pathway. The record is from RefSeq and is a predicted model, not a curated record. Gene Ontology annotation, molecular function: G protein-coupled receptor activity. The coding region runs from base 291 to 1349 and encodes 352 amino acids.
UACAAAUGUCGUUGCAAGACCACUCCUAAAACGCAGCUAAACGGAAUUAAACUGCACAAACAGAGUGUUAUUAUGUUUCAUGCCGUCUCUGGAAGCAGCCAUCUUUUCGACGAUCGGCCUAGCUCUACAGCUCCCACAAGAAAAAUGGCCGGACGAGUUAACUUUGUGAGAGCAGAAGACUUCUCUGCACCUUCCACGCUCAACACAGGGUAAUCCUUCCUUGAUCCUGAUACGAUAACGAAGGCAGAGAUCAUCCAUCCUAAUACUAUCAGCAAGGCAAAAUUAACAAAAUGAAACACGGCCGUGUCACAGAGCUUCCGGAGGAUUUCUACAUCCCCAUUCCUCUGGAUACGAACAACAUCACGUCUCUCAGUCCCUUCCUGGUCCCUCAGGACCACCUAGCAAACUCAGGCACUUUUUAUGCAAUGGCCGUAUAUAUGUUUUUCAUAUUUACUGUGGGCACUAGCAUCAAUGUGCUUACAAUUGCAUGCACCAUCCAGUACAAGAAGCUCCGGUCCCACCUCAACUUCAUCCUGGUGAACUUGGCCGUGGCAAACCUUCUUGUGUCCUGUGUGGGCUCCUUCACUGGCUUCUCUGCCUUUGCAUCCAGAUAUUUCAUCUUUGGACCGCUAGCAUGCAAGAUUGAAGGCUUCAUGGUUACACUUGGUGGUAUGGUAAGCCUGUGGUCUUUAGCGGUCAUAGCUUUUGAAAGAUGGCUAGUCAUCUGCAAACCACUUGGUAACUUUAUUUUCAAGCCUGACCAUGCUUUAGCUUGUUGUGUCUUCACCUGGGUGUUUGCACUGAUUGCCUCAGUUCCUCCACUGUUCGGAUGGAGCAGGUAUAUCCCAGAAGGCAUGCAGUGCUCCUGUGGUCCAGACUGGUACACCACAAACAACAAAUAUAACAACGAAUCCUAUGUGAUGUUCCUGUUCUGUUUCUGCUUUGCUGUUCCCCUUGGGACCAUUGUCUUCUGUUACUCCCAGCUACUCAUUACACUGAAAAUGGCAGCAAAGGCCCAAGCUGAAUCUGCUUCCACUCAGAAAGCAGAGAGGGAGGUGACCAGGAUGGUGGUCAUCAUGGUGCUGGGCUUCCUGGUGUGCUGGUUGCCUUACGCCUCUUUUUCUCUUUGGAUUGUCAACCAUCGUGGGCAGCCCUUUGACCUGAGAUUUGCUACUGUACCUUCAGUCUUUUCUAAGUCUUCUGCAGUUUACAACCCAGUCAUCUAUGUUCUCCUCAAUAAACAGUUUCGUUUGUGCAUGAUGAAGAUGCUGGGGAUGGGUGGAGGUGAGGAUGACGAAUCGUCGACUCAGACGUCAGUGACUGAAGUCUCCAAAGUUGGGCCUGCAUAGACUGCGCAUCAGGACUGUUAACUUCUCUGCCACUAAUGAUCUGUGAACUGUAAAUUACAAUAAAAGUAUGUGUGUUUUGUCAUUGGAAACAACUAUAUAUAUACAGAAUGUAACAACUCAAAUAAUUAAGAAAAGAUAAAUAACCUGCAAAGCAAAAAAUAAAAAAAAUAGA